AUGACUGAAGCUGACUUCGAUAGAGCACCACCUAGUAUUUCAGUGGCAGACUACGUGAAUCGGUUUGCUACCUACUUGGAACUCUCGAUGUCUCUCCUUCUCAGCGUAGUGCUGUAUCUCGAUCGACUAUCGACAAGAUAUCCGACCUUUAUCCUGUCGUCCUUAAAGAUCUAUCGAUUCCUGAUUAGCACUGCAACAGUGGUAGGAAAAGGUUUCAGUGAUAGGUACUGCUCCAAUUAUGUCUAUGCGAGAGACGGCAGUAUCACGACUCUCGAAUUUGCAUUGCUCGAACUCGAUCUUUUGCAGAGAUCUCAGUGGCACAUCACCCCUCGACACGGAGUGCUCGAGGAGUACUACCGGGGCCCGAUGAAGAGAACGGAGGGAUACGAGAUUGCUUAUCGCUAA
Molecule: messenger RNA, 405 nt
Organism: Verruconis gallopava
Lineage: Eukaryota; Fungi; Ascomycota; Dothideomycetes; Venturiales; Sympoventuriaceae
Exons: 1
Coding region: 1-405 (134 amino acids)
Biological process (GO): regulation of cyclin-dependent protein serine/threonine kinase activity
Cellular component (GO): nucleus; cyclin-dependent protein kinase holoenzyme complex
Molecular function (GO): cyclin-dependent protein serine/threonine kinase regulator activity; protein kinase binding
Source: RefSeq, a predicted model, not a curated record